Molecule: messenger RNA, 1199 nt
Organism: Acipenser ruthenus (sterlet)
Lineage: Eukaryota; Metazoa; Chordata; Actinopteri; Acipenseriformes; Acipenseridae
Product: GDP-D-glucose phosphorylase 1-like
Exons: 1
Biological process (GO): glucose metabolic process
Cellular component (GO): cytoplasm
Molecular function (GO): GDP-D-glucose phosphorylase activity
Source: RefSeq, a predicted model, not a curated record
AUAUUCAGCGAGGAAAGGAGAGACGAAAACCACAAGAAAUACAAAGUAUUAGACAAAGCGUUUAACCCGAACCAGUUCAACUUUAAUAAAAUCGAACCGGGGGAAAUUCUGUUUGAAAUCAGGAAGGAAAAUAAGCACGAGCCCAGCACAGAACCACAAUUCAGUACAGUCAGCAACGGUCAGAGUGUCUCAGGUACUGACGCAGCUCAGAUAGAUCCGAAUGGUCCUGCUUAUUUAGAUGGUGGGGUUACUCACACUAAAACGCUGGUUGUAAUUAAUGUGAGCCCAUUGGAGUUUGGGCACUGUUUGAUUAUCCCCGAACCAUCCCUGUGCCUUCCUCAGGUUCUAACCCGGGACGUGGUCAGAAUCGGGAUCGAGUCCGUUCUGCUGAGUUCCCAUCCGGGUUUCCGAGUGGGUUUUAAUAGCCUGGGUGCAUUUGCAUCUGUGAACCAUUUACAUCUCCAUGGCUACUAUCUGGACCACAUGCUUCGCAUCGAGUCCGCCCGAACCGAACCUCUCUGUCCAGGGCAAGCAUUUCACCUCCUCUCAGAUACCCCCGCCGGCUUCCUAUUUUACACCGAGGGCGAGUGCUUGGGUGCACUGAUCCACAACAUCUGCAAAGUCACCGACUGUUUAGUGGAAAAGAACAUUGCACACAACCUGUUCGUGACUCGAGGCCGCCCACCCGGUUCCUCACUUCAUUCCGGGACGUCCCGGCCAGGGAUCCGCGUCAUUAUCUGGCCCCGGCUGUCCUGCUUUGGGGCCAAAGAGGAAACCGCGUUUAACGUGGCCCUGUGUGAGCUUGCUGGUCAUUUGCCGUUCAAGAACCGACAAGAUUUCGAUACGAUCACCGAGGCUGAAGUGACAGAAAUCGUCCAGAAAUACCUCCUCCCAGAAAAGGAGUUUUCCAUGCUGCAGUCACAACUGAUGCACCUUCUACACGAGUAAACGCUGAACACUGAGAACCUAUACUGUAAUGUGGUUGUAAUGUUAAAAAAAUCAUUAUCAGUCUGUCAACUAAAUAUGCUACAAACUUGUACAACCCCAAAUGCUUUUUUUUUUUAAUUAUAAAGGUAUACAACACCGUUUUUUUUUUCUUGUUCCAUAUACAUUUUGGUCAAAUGGGCUCUGUAAAUAUUAUAAUUCUGUUAUAUUACAUUACCACACUGAAGAAUGAGUAUGUUUAAGUAAAGUUAACA